This is a messenger RNA of Cryptococcus amylolentus CBS 6039, 606 nucleotides long. RefSeq lists its product as hypothetical. The transcript has a single exon. The coding region runs from base 1 to 606 and encodes 201 amino acids. The record is from RefSeq and is a predicted model, not a curated record. Lineage: Eukaryota; Fungi; Basidiomycota; Tremellomycetes; Tremellales; Cryptococcaceae.
AUGACCAAGCCCUACAACGCACCACAAACGAAGGUCAACAAAGGCGGGGCGUCCUCCAAAAACACCCCCCACCAACAUGCCCCAUCAAAACCCCCUUUUGCUUCCAAACCCUACAGCACACCCGGCAAAGACGGACGUCCUCCAGAAACACCCACCACCAACACUCCUCUAGGCCUUCAAUCUCAUCCGGAGGGCGAUGUCCCCCAUUAUUAUAUCAGUCUCUGCAACUAUGUAUCCAAGAAAUGCUGUGCUCUUCACUGGCCAGGGGAACGUCCAGCCUCCCCCAGACACGCUGCCUCCCAUGAAGCCGCCUUCUCUUCCUGCUGUUCAAAUACCAAAGUGAUCUUACCGAAGGUGCUAGCAUCCACAUCCUUCCAUCAUGGUCGUUCUUUCCCCAACACCUGGUCCCAGCGUCAAGGUACAGCAUCUAUACAAGCCAUCAACGACUCGGACCGCCCCAGUGUCAAGCUCUUCCAGUCUACAGUUGAUACUACCAACGGCAAGAACCCUCUCACUAUCCUCUCCUGGGUCGCUCAUGUCUCCCACCACAAGCCUGGUGAACUCUUCUACUUCUCUGGCGACGUCGCCCACGGCAACACGGACUAG